Messenger RNA from Sinocyclocheilus grahami, 4676 nucleotides. RefSeq names its product progestin and adipoQ receptor family member 9-like. Gene Ontology annotation, molecular function: signaling receptor activity. NCBI's taxonomy places the organism in Eukaryota, Metazoa, Chordata, Actinopteri, Cypriniformes, Cyprinidae. The record is from RefSeq and is a predicted model, not a curated record. The coding region runs from base 1181 to 2305 and encodes 374 amino acids. The transcript has a single exon. Gene Ontology annotation, cellular component: membrane.
CACACCUCACGUUAUGAGCUGCGCUGCUUUGCCGGAGCUGGCAACACGAACGCUUUUAUCCUGAUUAAUAACGGCCGGACGAGAGAGCGACAAACAGUCCGACAGCACCUCACAGCCGGCAUUUAAGCAAAAAGUCAAGGGCAAUCUAUUAUCUAAUGAUAAAGGGACUGGACGCCGGUUGACUGUUUAUUUAGAAGUGCUGUCCAGCAGAACCGAAAUAUCUCCUUCCUGGAAAAAGCACAGCACCGCAAUGCGAAUGUCGAGCGAAGACACGCUUAAACCAGCACAACUGCAUUUAACAUGGGCGGAAAAAGAGGAAUUAGCCGCUACAGACAACUGAAUCGUGAGAAAUGUUCUCUGUUCACGCCGCUGUGAGACUGCAUGAAACGGCUGUUUUCGAGAUCAUCAACUAAUCGGCAGCAGUGCAUCUUCAAACGAGACAGCACGCGAUAAUCUGGCCGAUGAAUUAUGCACGGCGGAGCAUGAAUAAUACACUGAGGUGUGACGCUCGUUUUCAGAGACCGGUCGGUGCCCGACGGUGUCCCACAUGACCUACUUUCAAAAGCUUUAAUGCAGGAGAGAUGCAGCCGCAGUGAGACGCAAAAGAGACCUUCCGCACUGAAAAACAAGCUCACUGUUUGCUCAUAUGUGUGACCGAAGUCGUGUGGACCUCAGGUGACAUGAGCGUCACGGUGUAGCCUAUCAAGAAGGAUCCUCUGCGACUGCUUAUUUAUUUAUUUUUAAAUAAUCGUAAUUGUUUUAAGACGAAUCUACCAUGCCGAUAACUCUAAAGACUUGCGCUAACGGAAAAAAGGGACCCUGGAGCCAUUGACCUAUGCACUUGCAACAGCAGGAUUAUUUGUUUCAGCUAAAACCAGUCAUUUCAGCACAUGUUGUUGGGAUUUGUAUUGAGCCAUGGGAUUUGCCUUUGCCAGCUGAAAUCUGCACAUUAAGUCCAUAAAAGCUUCUAAAGGAUUAUUAAAAUGACAGUUAUGUCUCUGUGAUGCCAUAGAGUUUGAUAGUCUAGCCUUCUCUAAGCAAUACUACGACAUAACAACUACCUACAACAUCGUAGUGCUAUCUAUACAUGUUAUCAGUUCAAUGAAUCUAAUUCAACAAUGAUUCUAAGCUCAGGAGAUAUUUUUAUUGCUAAUCAGUGAAUUUAUCUUUCGGUCCAGUCAUGUGGUCACUUCCAUUACUACGUUACACUGACGUUCCACCAAGAGUGACUGAGAACUUCAUUCUGUCUGGUUAUCGUUUUCCCAAUUACAGUCUACGGCAGUGCCUAGUCUCUGCAUUUCGUCCCACCAAUGAGACCGGAAACUUCUGGACACACUUCCUCCCCAUCUUCGUGUUCACCUUUCACUUUCUGGAGGUUUUCACGUGGGAAGGAGCGCCUGAACCUAGCAAUCCUUUUUUCUACCCUUUCUGGAACUACUUCCUGGGGGUGUUGUACCUGCUGCUAGGCAGCAGUCUGGCUCAUCUCCUCAACUCCAUGUCACUCAUCAUUCGUGAAAUCUGUUUCUUUGUGGACUAUGGGACUAUUAGUGCGUAUACGGUGGGUUCCUCACUGGCGUAUUACUACUACAUCCAUCCUCAAGCAGGAAUACCAGAGAUUGGAUUUGAGGGAAAGAACUCUACUCGAAGGAAGAGCCUGAACGCUGAUGAAGAGUCUUGGUCCUCUGCAUCUUCUCCCACUCAGGUCCAACUGUUCUUUGAUAGCCUCUACAUCCCAUCCUCCUGUCUGAUCGCUAUCAUAUGCGUCAUCACCUGCUGUAACACCAGACAGUGCUGGCGGAAGUACCGCUAUGCUGUCCGCACCCUUGUCUUCCUCCUUCCGUUUUUCAUCUCCUCCGCUCCUGUCUUCUACCGUCUCCUGAGUCCCUCCGCGAGCUCUCCGUCAUCCUCCUCCCCUCAUCUGUUCUCCACCAUGGCUACCUUCUUCUACCGCCAUUGCUUUUGGCUGGUGGUAUCUGCCUUCUUCAAUAUCAGUAAGAUCCCAGAACGUUUUUCUCCAGGAAAUUUUGAUAUUUGGGGUCACAGCCAUCAGUGGUUCCAUUGCUGCACGUUCCUGUCGAUCCUGGAUGAGCUGCAAAUGAUCAAAGUGGAGAUGUGGGCCCUGCUUCUCAACCCAACUUUGGUACUAUCAUCUGUAACGCCACCUAGGCUUCCUGGACCAACACUCUGGUCCACCUAUGGGAUCAUGGUGCUCCUGCAGGGGUGCAUAGCAUGCAUCAUAGCCUGGUUUGGUUGGCAGGCAUAUCAGAUCUACGGACCAGAGCAAAAAAAGCUAAAGGGACAUUAGGAGGCACUGAAUGCUGGUCAGGUUUAAAGUUCUUGUUUUGUAUUUUACUUUGUGAACAAUGUUUGAAUGAUUUCUGCAGUAUCACUUUAAAAAGGAUCGGCCACCCAAAAAUGAUAAUUGUCAUUAUUUACUGACCCUCACGUUUUUUCAAAAUUCAUCUGGCUUUCUUUCUUUUGCAAAGCACACGAUAUUUGAAUUUUUAUGAAUAGGACCCAGAACUUUCAAGCUCUAAGAAGGACAUAAAGGUAACAUGAAAUUAAUCCAUAUGACUACACUGGUAUAUUCCAAGUCUUCUUCACUUUGUAUGAUGAAGAGAUCAAAUUUUAAGCCUUUUGCGUUCCACGGAAGAAAGACAGAUUUGUAAUGAAAUGGUGUGUAAAUGAUGACAUAAUUUUCAUGUUGGGUGAACUGUCCCUUUAAGUUUGAUAUGGUCACAGAAAAAAGUGCACAGUAGGCAUUUAUUGACAAAAACUUUGAAUGUUUUAGUAGGUUUCAUUGUAAGGACUUUGGAGGGAGGCUGUUUUUUUGCUGUCGGGUGGUCAAAGUCCUUGCUACUCUGUAAUCAGCAAGCUAACUCUGCCACGUUUGGUCCCCAGGGGCUGUAUUGUUGAACAAACUUUCCAGAAAGUUCUCAUAAGUUUCACUCGAGAGGGGUGCAUGACGCAUGAUGCAUUAUUGAGCUUUUACUAGGACACCUUAUAUUGUAACACUCUUCAUUAUUGGAAUUCUCUUUCUCAGUCUAUCUGUCACUGUCUCGCUUUUUCUCUCAUCCGCCCACUCACAUUUCCUCCCUCUUUUUAACAAACCCUUUAAACAGGAAGUGCAGACAAACACAAAUAGUUUCAGCCAAAGUGUUUGAAGCAAAGGGAAAUGAGAGGGGUGGAGUUUACAUCACUGCAGUGCUAAACAACACCCUUCACAAUUUUUGAAGAAACAUUACAUUUCACUCUAUACUGUCAUUUCUAUUAACUAUAGACCUUAAUCAAGGUGUGUGGCAGCAUAGCUAGUAACUGUAGAUUUCAGUUGAAACGCUAUAUUUUAAUCUACUGUAACUAUGCAUUGUUAUUGAUUGUAUACGCUUCUCUAUGACUUGACAUUUGAAGGCCUUGGUGGUAAGACUGAAAGGAGAAAAACGAAGCCAUAUCAUUGUUGAAAAACAUAUCAGCAAGUACUGUUUUUACUUGUAAAGGCCAGUUUUGAAAAACACAGGUUAACUGUAGUCAUUGGGCUACACAAAAAUGUCUGGUAAAUCAUAGUUAUUAAUAACUUCUAGAAAGUGCUACUAGUUGGCUGUAUUCAGCUUUGUUGUACUGCAUACAGCCUUGAGUUGUCACUGGUCUUUCUGCUGGGUAGUUGAAUUUUCCUUCAUCCAAUCAGAUACUUUCAGUAAAGUGGUGCUCUUAUAAGAGAGUGUGAAAAGUGCUUUAGUGAAACACCUGUUGACAAAACAUACAGGUUAUUUAGUCUGAGAGAUUGGUGUGGUUUAACAAUAUUUGUGCAUUUCUUUGUGAACAUGUCUUUCUGUUGCUGUGAAUGACAAAUUGAGGUCAUUGAUGAAUCAUAUGUUGUGGCUGUCAAAAAAGAUGUUAUGUCUCUGUUGUUCUGUCCUCCAAUUUCAAAGUCAGGCAGGCCGAAUAGUUGCAAUAGGUGUGAGGACAUAUAGUUUUUUUAUUUAUUAUUUUUUUAGUCUUUUAUGUAUUUCAUCAUUCACAGGGAUUCAUUCAUUAUUCAUUAAUAACUUGAGUUUUGAAAGCCUCAUACUUAAUACUAUUGUAUCAUAUAAUGAGAUAAAUAAUUUGCUGCAUUGCACAAGUGUAGUAUUUAAAUCUAGACGGAAUAUAUGAUUUGCACAUAAAUGACUUAAUGUGUCUGCGCAAGUCUGUGUUCUUGACAGGGACACAAUGUACAUUUUUAUCCUGUUUUAAUAUAUUGAGCUGGGUUGUCUACAAAAUUGGAAGGUUUCAGCCAUUUUGACCGAGCAUUGCUUGCCAUCAUGCAAGUCUGCCGACUUUGUGCUCGGCUUAACACCUCACACCUGCAUUAAGAUAUAUAGUUAUACUCUACAGAUCAAAUGUACAAGAGACUAAAUCUGUAUCAAAUAUAUUCGCUCUGGAGAAAACACCAAAAUAUGAAUAUUCAAAAACUGUGUUUAAAACAGCUUGAUUAGAAAUUCUUGUUCUAGAACAGUUUGUCUAGAACAGUUGUAGUUCUCAGGGGAGAAGACAGAUUGUAGUCUUAAUGCACUGGAAACUAUGCUGGAUGCCCACUGCUGUAGUGUGAGUUUAUCAUCAUGGUUUACUUAAGUAGAUCAUGCUGAUAUAUCUUAUUUAUUAAGAUAUAGGCUUGAACAUGAAACUAGAAUACUUCAAUU